Messenger RNA from Nycticebus coucang (slow loris), 2226 nucleotides. RefSeq names its product glycoprotein Ib platelet subunit alpha (gene GP1BA). Bases 1 to 1995 code for a protein of 664 amino acids. The transcript has 2 exons. Gene Ontology annotation, molecular function: protein binding. NCBI's taxonomy places the organism in Eukaryota, Metazoa, Chordata, Mammalia, Primates, Lorisidae. The record is from RefSeq and is a predicted model, not a curated record.
AUGCCUCUCCUCUUCUUGCUGCUCCUGCUGCCAAGCACCUCACACCCACACCCAUGUGAGGUCACCCAAGUGGGCAGCCAGCUAGACGUAAACUGUGAUAAGCAGCAGCUGACAGCACUGCCUCCAGACCUGCAAAAAGAGACCAGCAUCCUCCGCCUGAGUGAGAACCCCUUGCGCACCUUCUCCCUGGCAUCCCUGGUGCCUUUCCUUCGUCUCACUGAACUGUACCUUAGUCGAUGUGAGCUGACCAAGCUCCACACGGAUGUGAAGCUGCCACUGCUGGAGACCCUGGAUAUAUCCCACAAUGAGUUGAAAAGCCUGCCCCCGCUAGGGCAGGCACUGCCUGCUCUCAGUAUCCUGGACAUCUCCUUCAACCAGCUGACCUCCUUGUCUCCAGAUGCCCUGAAAGGCCUGACCCAACUGGAACAGCUCUAUCUGCGGGGCAAUAAGCUAAAGACUGUGCCCCCAGGGCUCCUGACACCCACACCCCAGCUGAAGAGGCUCAGUCUAGCUGAAAACAAAAUUACUGACCUGCCCUCUGGGCUCCUGGAUGGGUUGAAUAGCCUGGAGAGCCUCUACCUCCAACAUAACUCACUGCAAACGAUACCAGAGGGCUUCUUUGGGAACCUCUUCCUACCUUUUAGUUUUCUCCACAGCAACCCUUGGUUCUGUAGCUGUGAGAUCCUGUAUUUUCGUCACUGGUUGCGGCACAAUUCCGACAGAGUCUACUUACAGAAGGAAGGUGAAGAUAAGGACACCACGAUCUCCAAUGUGACCAGCGUGCAAUGUGCCAAUUUAAACAAAGUACCCGUCUAUAAAUUCCCAGCGAAGGAUUGCCCAAUCCAUGGUGAUGGGGGUGCUGCCGUGGAUGACUAUGAUGACUAUGCAGGAGAGGCCACGGAGGGUGAUCAGGUACGUGCCACAAGCACUGCGGUCACCACAGCCCUUACAACUCACUGGGGCCUGCUCUACUCACAGUCUACUGCCUCUAUAGACAGCCAGAUGUUCUCCUUGCAUCCAGUACAAAAAUCCUCUGAGCACCCGAGUACAUUCCCAACCGGAUGGAUUCCAGAUGCCACCAUAUUCCCAACUACCACAGACUCCAUCACAUUCUCCCAAACUCCCAAACCCACUACUGAACCCAGUGUAGACCUAACCACAUCAGAGCCCACCACAGCCCCAACCACCCCAGAGCCCACCAUAGCCUCUAUCACCACCAAGCCCACCAUAGCCCCGACUACCCCAGAGCCCACCAUAGCCCCUAUCACCACCAAGCCCACCACAGCCCCGACUACCCCAGAGCCCACCAUAGCCCCUAUCACCACCAAGCCCAUCACAGCCCCAACCACCCCAGAGCUCACCAAAGCCCCUAUCACCACCAAGCCCACCACAGCCCCGACUACCCCAGAGCCCACCAUAGCCCCUAUCACCACCAAGCCCACCACAGCCAUGACUACCCCAGAGCCCACCAUAUUAACUACCACAAAACCCACCUCGCUCUCAACGGCCUUAGAAUCCAUCAUAAAAAUCAUUCCUGCACUUGUCAACCAUAGGGUGGCUCAAGGGAAUUUCGAUAGCACCAGAAAUAGCCCUUUUCUCAACCCUGAUUUUUGCUGCCUUCUCCCCCUGGGCUUCUAUGUCUUGGGUCUCCUCUGGCUCCUAUUUGCCUCUGUGGUCCUCAUCCUGCUGCUGACCUGGGUCCAGCAUGUGAAACUACAGCCCCUGGACUAUGGGCAAGAUGCUGCUUUGGCCACAGCCACACAAACCACACAUCUGGAGUUGCAGAGGGGAAGGCAAGUGAUGGUGCCCCGGGCCUGGCUGCUCUUCCUUCAAGGUUCACUGCCCACUUUUCGCUCCAGCCUCUUCCUGUGGAUACGCUCUAAUGGUCAUGUGGGGCCCCUGGUAGCAGGACGGCGGCCCUCAGCUCUGAGUCAGGGUCGUGGUCAGGAUCUGCUGGGCAUGGUGGGCAUUAGGUACUCUGGCCACAGCCUCUGAGGACGGGAGAUAUGGACACCUCAAGAGGUUCUGAUGGGGUUUCCUAUAGGGAUCUAUCUGGGGGUGUGGGGGUGGGAGGUAAGUAGCACAGGACCAUAGGGAGGUCUUCAUUCCUUUUCCUUUAUCAGACACCCCCGGCCCACUCACACUGAAGACACAACCUCAGACCCAGCAAACGGGUAAGGAUAGUGAGAUGGAGGAGUUGGGGGUGGACGGUCAAUCACAGAAAAA